AUGAGAGGUGCUCUCACCUCUCUCCUCAACCUGUGUGCCUGGUUGGGCCGGUGUCUUUGGGCGGCGAUGCUCGCUUUCCUCGCGGCGAGUCUAUCGGCCGAUGGGGGAGUAAAGGCUCUCCACCGGAGCUGUCAUUCGGUGAUACAGGAACCCUCGGCGGUGCGACCACAUCACACGAAAGGUCAAUUCGAAAUCCAUCAACGGAUUCUCUCGAGUCCGGGCAAGGACAAAAAGAACAAAAGGAGAUUUACAGCUCUGAGCGAUGAAGUAGAGCUAUCCGGAACUGCUCAGAAGAGGGGAUCUGAAGGGAUGGCGCUUCUGGCUUCCCCAUGCGUCGGAGAUGGAUGUGAUGUUCCUAGCUUUUGA
Molecule: messenger RNA, 366 nt
Organism: Linum trigynum
Lineage: Eukaryota; Viridiplantae; Streptophyta; Magnoliopsida; Malpighiales; Linaceae
Source: the annotation of a GenBank genome assembly